Molecule: messenger RNA, 2572 nt
Organism: Medioppia subpectinata
Lineage: Eukaryota; Metazoa; Arthropoda; Arachnida; Sarcoptiformes; Oppiidae
Source: the annotation of a GenBank genome assembly
UUAGGCGAAGACAUCGACCGAAGAGAUCGAUAACGAAUGCAAUCACAAGAAUGAGCGACAAAUCAAUGAUAAUACGGGUGAGACGUCGAGCGGUGAGCACUCGGCACCGGCACUGCCGGACACGACCAACAGUGACAUCGAUAUCAUAGACGAGGACGAGUUGGACGACAGCUCCGACGACGAGCUGUCCACUGCAUCGCUGUGCUCGUCAUCGGUGGUGUCGCAGACAUCCAACCUAUCAUUCCUCAGGGAUCAGUACCUGCGACAGCAGCAGCUCCUGUCUCCCGACUUCAACACCGAAGACCUGUCCGAGACGUCUAGUCUGAACUAUCGGGAAUUGGCCACAGAUGUGGAGCUGAAACGGGGCACUCGGGCCUACGUUCACACCCCGAACACCGGCCUAAACGGCAAAUUGAAUCUCAUAUUGAUUUUAUCGCUGAGCACUGUUGUCGGGCUCGGGAUCGGCAACUUUAUCGGCUGGUCUAACCACUGGAAACAGCAUAAACAGGUGUCGUUGGGUCAGGUGCUCAAACUGAAGCAAUUGCAGGACGAGCUCGUGGUCUGUAUGCAGAAUCAGGUCAACAAAGGCUCGCAAUUGGAGGGACAGUCGGCACAGAUCUGUUACUCGGAUAACGACUACUUUCGGGGAAAGUUUGAGACCCUGUUCUCCGAGAAUAAGGGACUGUUGGACGCACUCCAGCGGACACAACAGCACUACCACUCGGACGGAGAUCUGAAGAAUAUAAUCGCCGUCAAAGACUGCGACAAUAAGAGCGCUUCCGACGAGUUUCACAAACUAAAGCUCGGAUUCCUGGUCACUCAGAUGGAACACUUGCACCUGCUGAAGACGUUAGAAGAAGUGAAAUAUAAGGGCCAACAGUCGGAGAAGCGGGUGAAGGACUUGGAAGUGGAGAACAGCGAACUCAAGAUGAAGUUAGUGGAGGAGGAAGAGGACGACGAAGUGAUCGUCCAGUCGUGGGGCUCGCGGGUGGCGCUCCUCGAGACCGAGAAUCAGGAGCUGAAGACUCGGCUCGUGGAGGACGAAGAGGAGGACUCUGUGGUGAUGGCGCGACUCAACGCCCGUAUCGGCGAACUCGUGACCGAGAAUCAGGAGCUGAAAGCGGCGAUCAAUCAAUUGGAGGUUCAAGUGGUUAAUGUUGGCCACAAUCCCGCGGCCGGUGUCGACACCAACGGCUACUCCAACGCUCGAGUUAUCGAUACCGAAACGGCCGGCAAAGUACCCAUAAAACUGGAUCUAUUGAAACAACGGAUCAAUCAGAUGGUGAUCGAGAACGACGAGCUUAAGUCGACGAUAGCGCGCCUUCGGUGGACAUCACACGACCAGAUGAUUGUCGACGAAGACUCGGAUCCGCUUAUUGACGAAGAGAUUAUCGAAGAGGAAGAGGAGAGUUCGCCAGAGUAUGAGAGUCAAGAGUCGUCGGCCGAAGAGAUGGAACAAUUGGAGCGACAGUUGAAUGAAUUGCGAGAUAUGUUGAGUACGGAACAGAUGGAGUCGAAGAAGUGGCGCCAAAUGUACGAGAGUUUGAAGACCACUAAAUCAGAUGAUAAUAUUGACAAAACACCGAAUAAAGACAAUCAGAGAAGCAAACCGUCGAAGAAUAAGCCCAAAGAAGCCGCAGAUAACGACAACAUAUUGUUUGAUUGGGUCCUAAACUCGACGUCUCUGUUCAAAGACGCCGUCCGGAAGGGCUCCGCCGUCUUCUCCGACCGAUUCCAAGAGCUCUACAACAAAGUGAUGGCCGAAAACGAAUCAAUAAUACCGCUGGAAGUGUUCAAUGGUCUUAAUCUGACACAAACCGUAAUCACGGAUCUGAACCGACGUCUGACCAACAAAUGGCACGAAUUGCAAGAUUUGCGGACAGUAUUCACGGCCGGCAACGAGAAGAUAUCGGCAAAGAUGUCCCGACUCUACGCCCAAACCGUACGCAAACUGCACGACGCGAAGCACAAGUUGUUGUCGAAGGAGGAGUCCGUGCGGUCAAAAGUGGAUCAGUUCUCGGCCCGCAUGUCACGGCUCGUCGACAAAAUGGACGCCAAAUGGAAUCAAUUGUUGGCCAAACUAUCCAAACGGUACGGACAGCAGCCGUCGGCCGAGAAAAGUGGCCGACAGUCAGCCGAUGAAGAAUACGAGCCGAAAAUCAAUUGGUUCUUCGAGAGGGCCAACAGUCGCCGCCAACAGCCGUACACCACAACUGGUUUCGCAGGCCAUCAGCGCUCGACCGACCGCUUGGACCGUACGAUACGCGUGAACGUCAACUCACGACACCGGGUACUGAAGGGUGACCUGUACUCCGACGUGGACUCCGGCGACGAUGAGGUGGACAACGACUACGACGGCAGUGACGGCGACAGCAGUGGUGCCGAAGAGGCGGAAGACGUGAAUUGGUUUCUGAAGGAACGGCGAAAACCACGGAUGGAAAGCGAUUACUCGUUCCCGAGGCCGGUGUCGGCCAGUAAUGCCCGCUAUCACCGGCGCAUGAAGUUUAGAUCUAACGGACGCUUCGAGUCGUCCACAUCUCACCGAAUCCAUCAUCACUACCGCCAGAGGUAG